Messenger RNA from Phragmites australis (common reed), 2017 nucleotides. Its product is annotated as desmethyl-deoxy-podophyllotoxin synthase-like. NCBI's taxonomy places the organism in Eukaryota, Viridiplantae, Streptophyta, Magnoliopsida, Poales, Poaceae. The record is from RefSeq and is a predicted model, not a curated record. Gene Ontology annotation, molecular function: monooxygenase activity; heme binding; oxidoreductase activity, acting on paired donors, with incorporation or reduction of molecular oxygen. The coding region runs from base 86 to 1612 and encodes 508 amino acids. The transcript is spliced from 2 exons.
UUGCAACCUCACAAAGCAGAGGAAGCUGCUCUGCUACUUCCAUAGUUCCAUACACUCAUUACUCGAGCACCAAACCACCAAGGUCAUGCCCAUGGCGGCGCUUCCACUCUAUCUGCUCCUCCUCCUCCCAGUCCUGGCCGUCGUUCCCUUCAUAUGGCUCAGCCGUGAGGCGUCGCACCGGCGAGACGGCGGCGCGCGGCUGCCCCCGUCGCCGUGGGCGCUCCCAGUGAUCGGCCACCUGCACCACCUCGCUGGGGCGCUCCCGCACCGCGCCAUGCGUGACCUUGCGGCGCGCCACGGCCCGCUCAUGCUGCUCCGCCUCGGCGGGCUCCCCGUCAUCGUCGCCUCCUCCGCGGACGCCGCCCGCGAGGUGAUGAGGACGCGCGACCUCGACUUCGCGACGCGCCCCGUCAGCCGGAUGGUGCGGCUUGCCAUCCCCGAGGGCGCUGAGGGUAUCAUCUUUGCGCCGUACGGCGACGGGUGGAGGCAGAUCCGCAAGGUCUGCACCGUCGAGCUGCUCAGCGCCCGGCGCGUCCAGUCCUUCAGGUCGGUCCGCGAGGAGGAGGCCGCCCGGCUCCUCCGCGCCGUGGCGUCGGCGCCGCCGGCGAAGGCGACGAACCUGAGCGAACUGCUGUCCGUGUACGCCGCCGACUCGUCGGUGCGCGCCAUCAUUGGGAGCCGAUUCAGGGACCGGGACACGUUCCUGACGAUUCUGGAGCGCGGGAUCAAGCUGUUUGCCAAGAUUAGCCUGCCGGACCUCUACCCGUCAUCGCGCCUCUCCAUGCUCGUCAGCCGAAUGCCCGGCCGGAUGGAGCGGCACCGGCAGGAAGUGGUCGCGUUCUUGGACGCCAUCGUCCGGGAGCACGAGGCGGACAGAGCCGCCGCCGGCGACAAGGAGGACUUGCUCGACGUGCUCUUGAGGAUCCAGAGGGAAGGUGAUCUCCAGUUCCCCAUCACUACUGACAACAUCAAGUCAGUGGUCGGAGACAUGUUCGCCGGCGGCAGCGAGACGGCGGCGACGACGCUGCAAUGGAUUAUGGCCGAGCUCGUGCGGAACCCGAGAGUGAUGCAGAAGGCACAGGAUGAAGUCCGGCGUGUACUUGCCGGACGGCACAAAGUGACGGAGGACGAUUUAGGCAACCUGCAGUACAUGCACCUAGUAAUCAAAGAAGCACUCCGGCUACACCCACCUGCACCACUCCUGCUCCCACGAGAGUGCCGCAGAGCGUGCCAGGUCUUAGGAUUCGACGUGCCGGCGGGCACUAUGGUGCUUGUGAAUGCAUGGGCUAUCAGCAGGGACCCCAGGUAUUGGGAUAUGCCAGAGGAGUUUGUGCCGGAAAGAUUUGAAGAUUGCAAGAUUGAUUUCAAGGGGACAGACUUCGAGUAUACACCUUUCGGGGCGGGGCGGCGGAUGUGCCCAGGAAUGGCAUUUGGGCUAGCGCAUAUUGAGCUCGCACUUGCUAACCUCCUUUACCAUUUUGAUUGGGAGCUGCCAUGCGGGAUGGAGCCUGCCGAUCUGGAUAUGACAGAGGAAAUGGGGGUCACUGUCCGUCGGCUCCAGGAACUCCUGCUUGUUCCUGUUGCCCGUGUGCCAUUACCGAAAGACUAUUAGUAGCAGCACUUUGUGUUUCUUGGUUCUGUGCAGCAUCGUUGUAGGAACUCCUACAUAUUCCGUGCUCCCGGUCCGUGGGUCACAAACUAGUGUCGUUUUAAAUUGCGUACCAUUAACAUGUUUAAACCUUAAUUAUCAAUAUCUUUUUAAUACUUCGGUUGGACUUUUAAAUAUACUAAAAAUUAAUUUGUCUUGAAAAUUAAUUUCAUAAUAUUAUAGGUUUAUAAUAUUUUGUAUAUAUUUUAUAUUAAUAAUCAGUAGUCAAAGUAGUCUUUUGAUGACCAUGCCGAAGUCCAAAACAUUGCUCUUUUUUUACGGGUGAGACUAUGUAUUACCAGCAAUUGUCUAAAAUAUAUUGUGUAUAAUCAAACUUUGAUAAUUAUUAUAAGUCAAAAUAUUUAAUGA